Molecule: messenger RNA, 7128 nt
Organism: Gadus chalcogrammus (walleye pollock)
Lineage: Eukaryota; Metazoa; Chordata; Actinopteri; Gadiformes; Gadidae
Exons: 23
Coding region: 408-6782 (2124 amino acids)
Source: RefSeq, a predicted model, not a curated record
AUUAGUGAUAAUACAGUCAGUAAUGUGUGUAUUAGGUUUCAUCCCCAUGGUUUGUGUGUCUGGGAGCAGGCACAGACGGUCCUGCAGAAUGCAGAUGCUGCUGUCGACGCGCCUUCUGAGGACUUUUAUUUUGAAAGAAACAGUCGGCAGAGACGUCACGUUACCUCCGCACAGCCGACGGUUUCUGUGGAAGUUUAUAUUUGCUGCUAGCGAACGAACAACUCCACAUAUUAAGUUAGUUCACCUACUGUACACGACGCCCAUUGUCUUGGUCGGUAAGCAACCCCCCUGUAUUCAGUGUGUGAUUUCUGAGGCGGAGGCUAGCGUGCAGCCACAAGCAGGGUUAGUUAGCAUGCUGGGCUAGCUCACUAGAGCUCACUGUUGUCCCGAGGUUCGAGGAGGAGACGAUGAACCGCGGUACCACCCACGGCCACCUGGACGACGGGCCGCGGUAUGGACUACCUCCCCCGCCCGGAGAGUGGGGCCCCUAUGGCCCGCCACCCAACGAAUGGGGUCCAAGGGGCCCGGCGCCGCACAUGGACUGGGGACCACGAGGACCCCCGGAAUGGGGUGCUCCUCACAGCCCUUGGGGACCUCAUCACCCCGCAUGGGGACACCCUGGUUGGGGUCCGGAGGGUCCGGACCCGUGGGGAGCACCGCCCCAUGAAUGGGGGCCUCCUCCGCCGGGCGGCUGGGGUCCGCCUCCCGCGGGCGGCUGGGGCCCUGGCGGCCCUCCUCCAGACCUGUACUACCGCCCGCCCAGCCCGGACCCAUACCGAGCCCCUCCUCCGCCGCCGGGCUUCGCUCCUCCGCCGCCGUCAGUCGCUUACCAUCCUCCGUACCUGCCGCCCGUGGAGCCCCCCCCACAAGCCGCGUUCCCCGCAUCAUUCCCUCCACCCGGAUGGACGGCGGAGCAGCCGAUGCUGAACCCUGCUCCAGAACAGCCUCAGUGGUUGAAGGCUUUGAUUUCAGUCCCACCCACCGAGCCUCCACCCUCUUCCACGGCCGCCGCCCCCACCCCCGCCCUGGCUCCGCCCCCCGUUGCUCCCGUGGUGCCGGUAGCCCCUGCAAAGCCUGCGGCCCCUUCAAAGCCCACGGGGCCUCCCGAACCAGAGUGCAAGGCCACACCGCUUGGCCUUCUGGGAAAAAGGAUAUUUGAAAAGCCCCCAGCUGGACGCUCCACUGGCAUCAUCUCCUUCAUCGGGCCCACGUUCGGAUACAUCGAGAGGGAAGACCUGGAGAAGUUCUCCUUCGCGUUCAAAGCCUACUUUGGGAACUCCAAGGCCCUGACGCCAGGGGUCAGAGUUCACUUCACCGCGCUCAAGGAGAAGAACAGUCAGGUGGCCACGGACGUAAAGGUGGCCCCGGGGGGGACGGAGAACGUUGGCAUGGAGAUCUACGAGGCCGUGGUCAGCCAGCCAAUCCAGGAGCCCCAGCCCGGGGAGAAGCUGUACCCAGGCCAGGUGUUCACCACGCUGGGCCACCUGCGCACCAACCUGGCGUACGAGCGGCGGGACUCUGCGGUGACGCUGCUGAAGGACGACCAGGUGCUGUUCAACCUGCUCACCGACCUGGUGACGGACAAGAGGAGGGCCACCAACAUCCGGCUGCAGAUCCCCCUCACCUACCAGCACACCAAGGAGACCCGCCUCACGGGCGCCAUCACGAGCAUCACGGGCCCCAAGGGGGUGAUCACGGCGAAGACGCACGGCGAGCUGACCUUCGAACUGAAGGAGAACCUGAGUGACGUGGACUUCACCGCGGAGGACGUCAAAGAGGAGGUGGAGUUCACCCUCCACACGGUGCGAGGAGCCCAGAGGGCGAUCAGGAUCCGCCGCAUGAAGGAGCCCCUGCUCCUCACCCUCUGCACCUCACCCCCUCCCCUGCCCUCGCCCCUGGGCGCCCGCCCCCCCGCCCGCCCGAGCGCCGCCGAGCUGGGGCCCAACGUCCAGCUGGACAACGAGCUGUACGAGGGCGUGGUCAGCCAGACCAUCAUCCCAAACUCUGCCCUUAUACCAGGCUACCCGGGUCAGAUCUUCGCCAACAUCGGGCCGAUCAAGACCAACGUGACGUUUGACAAGCGGGACUGCUCGGUGACGCUGCUGAAGGACGACCACGUGCUGAUCAACCUGCUGGUCGACACCAUGACCCGCAAGCGCCGCGCCGCCAACAUCAAGCCCAAGGUCCCCUUCACCUUCUGCUACACCAAGGAGAAGAGGGAGAAGGGUCAGAUCCGCAGCAUCGCGGGCCGCACUGGAGACAUCCGCUCGGAGGACUACGAGGGGCUGCCCUUCGACGUCUCGGACACCUUCAGCGACAACGAGCUCAGCCCGGGGGAUGUGGGCAAGGAGGUGGAGUUCACUGUGACGAUGGUGAACAACGCCUCCAGGGGAAUCCGCCUGAGGAGGCUGGUGCCACCGGGAGACAAGAUCCUGGAGGAGCAGAAGAAACGAGAAGAGGAGGAGAGGAAGAAGAGGGGAGAGGAGGAGAGGAAGAAGAAGAAGGAGGAGGAAGAGGAGAAAUCCAGAGACUUAGAGAAGAGGAAGGAGGUGGCUGCGGCGCUGGCAGCGGCCCAGGUCAAGUGGACCCCGCUGGGAUUCAGAAUGACCGACCCCAAUACCUUCGACGACAUCAGCAAGGAGCGCUUCCAGGGCACCGUGCUGAAGACCAUCUCCAAGAGCCCUCAGAUCUACCAGAUCACCAAGGACGGCGUGAAGGGCGACCCCGACGAGAAGAACGUUAAUAAAGAAGAGAAGAAGAAGGACGCUGUAGAGGAGGCGGCGGCGGCGGUGGGCGUGGACGGAGACAAGAAGGACGUGGUCGGAGUGAAACAGGAAGCAGUCAAGGUUGAACAGGAAGUGAGAGCUGUCUCGGCUAAGGUGGAGGUGAAGGAGGAGCAGGAGGAGCGUCCCGUGGACGCUCAGCCGGCCGGCGGGAAGGAGAAGGAGAAGGAGCGGCCCGACCGAGGCCGCCUGGUGAUGACCAUCGCCGGGGAGCAGAAGAUGUUGCACUUUGACCCCAUUGACGUCAUGACCAGUGCCACCAUGAUGGUCGGAGACAAGGUGCGCUUCAACAUCGGCACGCAGCGGGAGAGCAGGGAGGAGCGGGCCACCUACGUGGAGAUCCUCCCGGACUCCUUCCAGGAGUCCACGGAGCAGCGCCGACACGGCAUCGUGAUCGAGUUCUCCGAGGAGUCUGGGCUCAUCAAGUGCUCCCAGAAUCCCCAGCUGUUCUUCCGCAUGUCUGAGGUCAUCAUCGUCAAGCAGAAGAAGCUCCAGCUGAACGAGAAGGUGGAGUUCAGCGUGGUGCCGCAUGAGACGGCGGACGGCGGGCACCAGGCCAUCCGGAUCACCCGCUUCAUGGAGAACGUCUUCCUUCCUGUCCGGAAGCUGAGUGCUGUCGGUGCCAGCCAGGCCAAGGGGAAGAUGACCAUCAAGAUCUCCAAAGAAACAAAGAGUGUUGACGACAAAGGUAAAGAGCAGGCGGAGUCGGACAAGCUGAAGGCGGUGGUCAAGAACCUGCGUUCCCAGGACUCCAAGGACGGCCGGGGGGGCGGCGGGCGCAAGGACUACGCCGCCGCCGGCCGCCGGCGCCACGGGCGCUCGCGCAGCCGGAGCCGCAGCCCCUCCAGGACGCACUACGGCCGCUUCAUCGAGAGGCACCGCAGCUCCAGCGUCAGACGCAGCGGCAGCCGGGAGCGGGAGCGCUCGCACCGCCGCUCCCGCUCCCGGAGCCGGGAGAGGAGCGGGGAGAGGAGCAGGGACAGCGGGAGCAGCAGGACUAAGAGUAGUAAAAACAGCAAGGAGAGAGAUGGAAGUCCAUGGUGGAGCGGGACCACCGGGACAGCGAUCCUCGAGACUCUCGGGGAGGAGACCCCCGGGGCCCAGACCAUCGAGGAGACCCCCGAGGAGGAGGUGACCCCCACGGCCCUGACCCCCGUGGUCCUGACCCGCGGGGACCUGACCCCCGAGGAGGUGACCCCCGGGGACCUGAUCCCCGAGGAGGUGACCCCCGUGGCCCUGACCCGCGGGGACCUGACCCCCGAGGAGGUGACCCCCGUGGCCCUGACCCCCGAGGAGGUGACCCCCGUGGCGCUGACCCGCGGGGACCUGACCGCCAAGGAGGUGACGCCCGUGGCCCUGACCCCCGAGGAGGUGACCCCCGUGGCCCUGACCCCCGAGGAGGUGACCCCCGUGGAGGUGACCCCCGUGGCCCUGACCCCCGAGGAGGAGUACAAACCGGUCCAUCGGGAAGACCCGGAAUACCGGUACCGCUCGCCACCGUGCGACCCGGAAAGAGGUUACUAUGGCAACUCUUACGAGAGAGGCUACCGGCCCCCGCCCCACGCCGACCCCUACAGAGACCGUCUCUAUGACGACUAUCCCUACGGAGACGUGCCCUACAGGGACGCUCCUUACGCGGCGGACCGCGCCUAUGCCGAACGUUCCUACAGCGACCGUCCCCACGGAGAGCAGCCGUACGGGGAGCAGCCGUACCCGGAGCGCCCCUACAGCAGCGCUCCGUACCCGGACCGCUACGACGCGUACGCCGACCCGUACGCCGCCAAGCCCCGCGAAGAACCACCGUACGACCCUCUCUACGACCCGUCCCCGGCCAAGCGUGCCCGGUCCCUGGACCCCCACCGGGGGCGUUCGGCCUCCCCGACGCCUCACCCGGCCGCUCCUCAGAGUCCCCUCCCCUCCAGCUCCUACACCCCUCCCUCCGCCCAGCCCCCGCCCGCCUUCAAACCCCCGCAGUUCAGACCCCCGUCCCCGGUGGACUCCCCCCCGCGGAGCCCCUCCCCCCGGCCACCCGCCCAGUGGGCCGCGGCGGCCCCCGGCCCGUCCUACAACCCCCUCCUGGAGAUCUUCAACAAAGGCCUGGAGGCCCACAAGAAGCCCCCGGCGGCGGCGGCCAGAGGCCCCGCCUCCUACCAUCAGCGGACCCCCAGCGAGGCGCAGAGGACCCCCAGCGAGCCGCCGAGCUACAGGCUGCCCGAUGACGGGCUGCUGCCCCACGAGCGCGCCGUGCAGGACGGCAGCGGCUUCUCCAGGAUCGUGGGCCUGGCCUCGGAGCAUCCGGCCCCCAGCCGUUACCACGAGCCCGGCCCCCGGAGCUCCUCCUCCGCGGAGAGGACCAACGAGGAGGACCAGCCCUUCGACAAGAUCCAGACCCUGCUCAGGACCAUCGGCAUGACGCUGACCACCGGCGACGGCUCCAGGCCCGGCGCCCCGGAGGGCAUUCGCUCCAGGGAGGGCUACUCGUCCGCCGAGAGAGAGACCGGCCGGUCCUCAGCCAAUUGGAGCGAGGGGCGACCCGAGUGGGCCGGGUCCGCGGAGGCGAGGCGACUCCACUCCCCGUCCCCGGCCCGGCCGCCCAGCGCCGAGCCGCGGGGCGGCCGGGAGUCUGAGUACGAGGGCUUCCUGGACCAGCAGGAGAUGGAGGCUCUGAAGAGGGCCAAAGAGAUGCAGAGUCUCACCAAGACCAUCGGGGGCGCGUAUGAAUACAACACGCCCUCCGGUCCCCCCUCCACUCAGUUCCAACCGCAGCACCCAUGCUCCUCCUACCAGGGCCCCAACAGCUGGGCUCCGGUCGGAACCACGCAGAGCCCCACCUUCCCCAGCAUGGCCCCCACACCGCCUCCUCCCACUGCGCCACCGUCUCGUCGGUACGGGACUCCCCCCGGACACUCUCCCGGAUCGCCCCCACAGUACGUCCAGGGGUUCCCUACAUUCGGGCCCCCCUCCUCUCUCCCCUUCCUGGGUCAGGAGGACCCAGGGCUGAGCUCCACCAGCCCCGUCCCGCCCCCCCCCAGCGGCCCUCAGGCCCCGGGGUUCUCCCAGGCCGGCCCGUCAACUCCAGCCCUGACCCCCAGUGCUGAGGGUCAGGAGCCGAACUCGGCCCUCACGGUGGCCCGGUGCCUCAAGGUGAUUGAGACGGUGAAGUCUCUGAAGCCCUCCAAGUCGGUGCAGUUCAGCCUGCCCACAGACCUGCCCGUCUGCAGCGUGCAGAUCGCUGGAGGGACGGAGGAGGACAUCAAGGCCAAGCAGAAGGAGAAGUUGGACCAGUACAACCAGCGGAUUCAGGACAAGAGGGAAUUGCAUUAUCAAGAGAUUAGGAACCUCAAGAAACAAGGAGUUUGGAAGAGACGUCCCUCCGUCUCACAAGGUAAGCCAAUCGGGGAGCCCAAGAGCGUGUGGAUCUGCGGCCACUCCCUGGUGUUCUGGGCCGAGGCGCGGGCCAAGUCCCCAGAGGUGGGCAUGCAGCUGGGCAUGGACCCCAGCAACGUGGUGAUCCACUGGAAGGGCACCCAGGGCAUGACCUGGCCCCAGCUGCUGCCGCUGCUCCACCAGCUCAAGGUGAAGUGGCCCAACCCGGACGUGCUCAUCAUGCACCUGGGCGGGAACGACCUGAGCACGGAGAGCCCCACCGACCUGCUGGCCUCGGUCAAGAAGGACCUGAGCUCCAUGCGCAGCAUCUUCCCCCAGUGCCUGCUGGUCUGGUCAAACAUCCUGCCCCGCCGGGUGUGGCGCCACUCGGCAGACAACCAUGAGGUUGACCUGGUGAGGACCACGGUCAACCGCCGCAUCCACAACAUCAUCCUGGACCUGGGCGGCACCAGCCUGACCCACGACAACAUCCGCUGUGGCUCCAACACGGGCCAGUACCGGCCGGACGGGGUGCACCUGUCCUCCAAGGGCAUCGACACCUUCAACCUCAACCUGCAGGACUUCCUGGAGAGGUGGGAGAUGGAGUCCAUCAAAGACCUGGAGAAACCCUGAUCUCGUUUUAUCAUUGCUUUAGCUUUUGCCUUUUAUGAGUUGUUAGCCUGCGGCGUUAGCGAAGGAGUUAUACGUUUAUGUUAGUUGUUACUGAAAGCUUUUAAUGUUCUGCUAUAGUCACACUUAUGAUUUUAGCUCCGCUGUAACGAAACAAGUGGUCUGAGUGUACUCCAAAUCAACCAAUAAAGUGAUCUAAUUCUCAUGUCGUCCAUUUACUCGUCUCUAUACCGAAACUAGUGGAAGAACUUUACUAAGAAUAUCUAACGAGGGCUUUGCAGAAGAGGCCAAAUGGGUAAAAACUAAACAUUUUCCUAUAAUUACUAUUUAAUGAAGUGACUUCAUUAAA